GGCAGGACUAUUGUUGACUGGGAAGUGGAUACUAACCUUAACAUUCCCAGCUCUUUUCUACUUCACCUGCAGAACAGCAGCCUGUUGGAGGAACCAGAAGAUUUGGCCAGCUAGCCCCUGUGAAGAGCAAGAACUUUGCCACAGCUAUAGCUGGUUUCCUGGGGGGGAAGUGGAUUUACUUUGAGAUUGCGACUGAUGGGCUCCUCCUGGUAGAGUAGUUCUGGGGGAGGGGUGAUACCAAAGGGCGUUGCUCCUUUGAGGUGUGACAAGAGUGAGGGUACUCCCCAUGGAUGACUGGUUCUGGAUGGGCUUCUAAGUGGGGGAGAGUUAACUUGGUUUCCAAGUGAGAAGUGGAGUUGCUCUGUGACAAGAUUAUGAAUGCAGUUCACAAACACAUACCUAGUGUGAUUGGGAGUCAAAGAAAAGGGGGUUGAGUGUUGAAGAGAAGAGAACACGGAUGAUGGAAAUAUUCUUUGAAACGAAAGAUGUAUUCCAGCUUAAAGACAUUGAGAAAAUUGCUCCCAAAGAGAAAGGAAUCACUGCUAUGUCGGUGAAGGAGGUCUUACAGAGCUUAGUUGAUGAUAGCAUGGUGGACACUGAUAGGAUUGGGACUUCAAAUUAUUUUUGGGCUUUUCCAAGUAAAGCUCUCCAUGCAAAAAAAAGGAAACUGGAGGAACUACAAAAUCAGUUCUCAGAAUAUAACCAGAAGAAAAAGAGUUUGCAAGAAACCACUGAGAAAUCAAAAAUUGGGCGGGAAGAUACUGCAGAGCGUGCAGCACUAACAAAGGAAGUUACUACCCUUCAAAAGAAGAAAGAACAACUAAAGGCAGAGAUAGAUAAAUACAAAGAAUGUGAUCCUGAUAUAAUUGAGGAAGUCCGUCAAGCAAAUAAAGUAUCUAAGGAAGCAGCCAACAGGUGGACUGAUAAUAUCUUUGCAGUAAAAUCUUGGGCUAAACGGAAGUUUGGAUUUGAAGAGAGCAAAAUUGACAAAACAUUUGGUAUUCCAGAAGACUUUGACUACGUUGAUUAAAAGGGUUUAGUAAGGACGGCACAUAAUUUAAUAUUGUUCACGGGAUUUUGUUUUCAUUCUGAAGUUCCUUUUCCUUUAUUAUUUGUUUUUUGGUUAAUAAAAUCUGAAAAUACAUUGAGAAUCUA
Rhineura floridana is the source of this 1155-nucleotide messenger RNA. RefSeq names its product meiotic nuclear divisions 1 (gene MND1). Bases 458 to 1030 code for a protein of 190 amino acids. Lineage: Eukaryota; Metazoa; Chordata; Lepidosauria; Squamata; Rhineuridae. The record is from RefSeq and is a predicted model, not a curated record. Gene Ontology annotation, molecular function: double-stranded DNA binding. Gene Ontology annotation, biological process: reciprocal meiotic recombination. Gene Ontology annotation, cellular component: nucleus. The transcript is spliced from 8 exons.